This is a messenger RNA of Ahaetulla prasina, 4374 nucleotides long. It is a transcript of the gene CYTH3, whose product is annotated as cytohesin 3. Lineage: Eukaryota; Metazoa; Chordata; Lepidosauria; Squamata; Colubridae. Gene Ontology annotation, biological process: regulation of ARF protein signal transduction. Gene Ontology annotation, molecular function: guanyl-nucleotide exchange factor activity. The coding region runs from base 248 to 1450 and encodes 400 amino acids. The record is from RefSeq and is a predicted model, not a curated record. The transcript is spliced from 13 exons.
GGGGCCAGGCAGAAGGAGCCGGGGAGAGGCGAAGCAUCAUCGUCCGCCCAUUUCCGCGGAGGCUGCACCGGGGUCAGAUGAACCGGGCGGGCCGAGCCAGCGGCGACUGAAAACAGCUGCAACAGCUGCAUAAGAGGCGGCGGCGGCGGCAAAGCCAAGGGGCCGCGGAGAGUCCCGGCCGAACCGAGUUGCUGCGGCUGCUGCUGCUGCUGCUCCGGGGUUGCUUCGGGGGCGACGCUGCUCCACCAUGGACGAAGACGGAGGAGGAGGAAGCGGGGGAAGCGUGCCAGAUGAUCUGUCUGCAGAAGAAAAAGAGGAACUUUUAAACAUCCGUCGUAGAAAGAAAGAACUCAUCGAUGAUAUUGAGCGGUUAAAAUUUGAGAUUGCCGAAGUUAUGACGGAGAUCGAUCACCUGACCAGUGUUGAGGAAAGCAAAGCUACCCAAAGGAAUAAGCAGGUUGCAAUGGGAAGGAAAAAAUUUAACAUGGAUCCCAAGAAGGGAAUUCAGUUUCUCAUUGAAAAUGAUCUCCUGCAGAACACACCAGAAGACAUCGCUCAGUUCCUGUAUAAAGGGGAGGGGCUCAAUAAAACCGUUAUUGGCGAUUAUCUCGGUGAAAGGGAUGACUUUAAUAUUAAAGUACUUCAGGCGUUUGUUGAGCUCCAUGAGUUUGUGGAUCUCAAUCUCGUCCAAGCAUUACGGCAAUUCCUGUGGAGUUUUAGGCUGCCGGGAGAAGCUCAAAAAAUUGAUCGCAUGAUGGAGGCGUUUGCUUCCCGCUACUGCCUUUGCAACCCGGGGGUCUUCCAGUCUACAGAUACCUGCUAUGUCCUCUCCUUUGCGAUCAUCAUGUUGAACACCAGCCUGCACAACCACAACGUGAGAGACAAGCCAACGGCGGAGAGGUUUAUAUCUAUGAACAGAGGGAUUAACGAGGGAGGAGACCUCCCAGAGGAAUUGCUACGGAAUUUAUACGAAAGCAUUAAAAACGAGCCCUUUAAGAUUCCAGAAGACGAUGGGAACGAUUUAACCCAUACCUUUUUUAAUCCAGAUCGAGAAGGCUGGCUCCUGAAAUUAGGCGGACGCGUAAAAACGUGGAAAAGGCGAUGGUUUAUACUGACUGAUAACUGCCUCUAUUAUUUUGAAUACACAACAGACAAAGAACCCAGAGGAAUCAUUCCACUGGAAAACCUCAGCAUCAAGGAAGUUGAGGAUCCAAGGAAACCAAAUUGCUUUGAGCUGUACAACCCCAGCCACAAAGGACAGGUGAUCAAAGCAUGCAAGACGGAAGCGGACGGCCGGGUGGUCGAGGGCAACCACGUGGUGUACAGGAUAUCAGCUCCCACGCCUGAAGAAAAAGAAGAGUGGAUUAAAUCCAUCAAGGCAAGCAUCAGCAAAGAUCCUUUUUAUGACAUGCUGGCCACUCGGAAGCGACGGAUUGCUAAUAAGAAGUAACGCUGAGGAAGGACUCUCACCAUCCCUGUGUCCAGUGCAGAGGAAACCUGUCUCAUCCCCAACAAAUUUGUGUCUUUGCUGUGUGGUGGAACCACAACGGAGCUGGACGUUUCUUGUUCCUCUUUACUAUCUGUUGGGGAUUGUGAUUCGUCGAUGUCCUGUUCUCCCUGGUAGAGGGAGAUCUUUUCCUCUGUGUCUUUAAGAGCUUACAUCCAGAGCUUACAUCCAGAGCUUACAUCCAGAUUGUUGUGCGUAGCAUUGAACCCCACUGAUGUGGCUUUUUGUGUGAUCACAUUUCUCUCUCCUCUGCAAGAUGGUCAUGCUUGAAAAAGCUUUCUAGGAAGUUGCUUUUCUCCCCCAACUGGUAUUCCACCCCCCACCCACCCCGUUUGUUUCUCUUGGUUUUUUAGCUCAGUCCUCCAUAUUGUCUUCUCCAAGAGGUUCUCGCUCUGCUUCCAGAAAACUGGAAGUUUGCUGGCAGGUGAGGGGGAAAAUGACACCCUGAGCAUCAGACCUUUGCUGUGAAAGUUGUGCCCCUUGUGCACAUGUCCACAUAAGAGAAGAAGAUGUGUGUUGUGGUACUCAAGAAACUGUAGGAGGUGUGAAUCCACCUCUGAGGGAGCAUAAAGCCACAAGUGAAAAAUGGUUGAUCUGAGGGUAGGCCAAGAAGCAACGGGUGGAAACGAAUCAAGGAGAGAAGCAACUUAGAACUAAGGAGAAAUUUCCUGACAGUGAGAACAAUGAAUCAGUGGAACAACUUGCCUCCAGAAGUUGUGAAUGCUCCAACACUGGAAGUUUUUAAAGAAAAUGUUGGAUAGCCAUUUGUCUGAAGUGGCGUAGGGUUUCCUGCCUAAGCAGGGGGUUGGGGAGGAUGGGGCUAAAGCAUUAAUUUAAAUGUGGAUUAACCUGGACUUUAAGAAGUGUGAACUUCAACUCCCAGAAUGUCUCACCCUGCAUGGAGAAUUCUGGGAAUUUAUUAGGUGCUGGCUUGGGAAUUCUGGGAGUUGAAGUCCUCAUGUCUUUAAACGAGGCCCAGGUUGAGAAACACUGAUUUAAAGUUAGUUAUCGAUGUUCCUGGUUUCAUCUCAAUUCUCCCCUCACCGAGAAGUUAAGCAAAAUGCCGCGAAAUGCCGUUUCUCCAGGCGUCAUCUUUGUGGCCAACAAAACUUGGAAUGACCAUCGCCGCUGGCUGGUUCCCCGCUGCCAUCUAGUGUUCGUCCGGACAGCCACUAUUCUGCCUCAGUUGCCUUGUGUCCCUGUUAUCCUAACAACCAUGGGAACUUUAUAGUUUUGGGGUUGUUGUUUUUUUUAUGGGGGGGGUGUUCAAAGGGGUUUCGGAGAAUUCAAUAGCACUCUAGGUUCAGCUGGCCUGACAGGUGCGAAACUAAACAGGGAAUUUGAGUUGGGAAGCUCAUUUGAAGAUUUUGGGGUGGGUCACCACUUGUGGUACUAAAUUUAUAUAUAUAUAUAUAUAUGUAGGUCUGGUUAUUCGGGUUUUCUCCCGCGUAAAAUUGGAAGUGUCUUGGCGACGUUUCGACGAAGUCUCAUUCAUUCUCAUUCAUUUCGCGGGAGAAAACCCGAAUAACGAAAGACCUACAUACAAACACCCGCGAAAACCUCAGAAAACAAAUAUAUAUAUAGGUUAUAUAUAUGUAAAUAUAUAUAUCUUUGGUUAUUCGGGUUUUUUCCCCGUGUAAAAUUGGAAGUGUCUUGGCGACGUUUCGACGAAGUCUCAUUCGUCAUCUUCAGGCUUCAGCUUCGUGCUUCUGGAAGCAAUGUGUCCUGUUUGGGUGGGGGCUUGGUUGUGCUGUUGCACUGCAGCUCACCAGCUCAAAUCCCCCUGCAACUCAGACUAAUCUGAGCACAACCAAGCCCCCACCCAACAGGACACACCCCCAGCCAAUCAGAGCACAAAAAAACCCCAUCCAAUCAGAUCACAGCCAAGCUCCCACCCAAUCAGUUCAAACCCCCACUAGCAGUUAAAAAGGAAGAAACAGCUGCAAUCACACAUUGCUCCCAGAAGCACGAAGCUGAAGCCUGAAGAUGACGAAUGAGACUUCGUCAAAACGUCGCCAAGACACUUCCAAUUUUACGCGGGAGAAAACCCGAUUGGAAGAGUUCAUACUUACAUGUUUGCAAAGGUAAACCUAUAUUUCUAGGUAGGCUUGCUGGAAAAAAGGCUUGACAAGACAGAUGAAGGUUUAACGCUGGCUGCAGACUAGCCAUUGUUCACGAAUUAUCGAGCAUAAUUGUGGCAUAAUUCUGCAAGAUUUAGUGGCCCACUGAAAGCGAGGCUGUGAUUGAGCGGGAUACAGCUGAGGCCAUUAGGCUGAGCCAAUGGUGACUUUUAAGAGGUGUAGGAGGACUUCAACUCCCAGAAUUCCCUAGCCAGCAUGGCUGGCCAGCUGAGGAAUUCUGAGAGUUGAAGUCCACAUUGGAGUCUUUUAAAAGCAGCUACGGUUGAAGAACACUGUUCUAAACUACCUGAAAUUUUGGCUUCGUGUGCUUUAGGAUGUAAUCCUAGCCUAUUGUGUUUUUGUCAACCAGUCAUGCCCUCGUACCAUUCACGACACACCUCCUGUGUUUUUAAAAUUGUCUACCGCUAGAGAAAGUACAGCUUUCCGUCUGUACAGCCAUUUUUUUUCCCCCAGCCAGGUAUUGCAAAUAAAGUCUGUUAACUCCCUUAGUUCUAUUUUUCUUGUACAAUAUUUCUUAACCACUAAAUGUAAAGUAGCCUGUAUAUAGUGUACAUCUUGUGUAUUGACCGGGUGCUUGGUUAUCAAUAAAGUGCACAAUAUAAUUCUGUAACCAUCGGGGAUCUUGUAUGGCUCUUUUUAAAUCCCAUUUAGGAGACGGAGCUCUGCUCGAGAUCGCAGCGUGAAAGUCAGUUCGAGGAAGGUGGACACAAUUCGAAGAAAAUGUAA